Messenger RNA from Ixodes scapularis (black-legged tick), 632 nucleotides. RefSeq lists its product as uncharacterized. The record is from RefSeq and is a predicted model, not a curated record. Lineage: Eukaryota; Metazoa; Arthropoda; Arachnida; Ixodida; Ixodidae. The transcript has 2 exons. The coding region runs from base 43 to 606 and encodes 187 amino acids.
GUGAGUGCCAUCUCACUGCUUGUCGGGGCAUUGGCGGGGCACAUGGCCGCUCGCCUCCCCAACGAGGACGACUGCGAUGGGGCAUCCUACCUGCCCCCUGUCCAGAGCGAGCCGGUGGUGCGGCUGCUUCAGCCAAUGAUCGACGGCGAGGAAGAGCAUUACGACUACAUGGAUGCCCACAAUCGACCUACAAGCCCAAGCCCCCUCAGCGAGCCGGAGGUCACAUCAGCAGCUUGCACAAGCGCCAGUGUUGUAGACACGGGAGCAGCUCAAAGCAAUGGGCACUCUCGAGCUCAUGCUAUCCAGCCGCCUGCAGCCGCCGCCGCUAGGUACAGCAUUGAUGGAACUGACGCCUCAAGCCACGCCGCCACUAGGCUACCCAAAGGCAGGAUGGCGGUCCUAGAGAAUAGCUUAGCCAAAGAAAAUGAGGUGAGAGAAACCUUACUGCGAGAGGAGCACGCACUCCGCCUCCGUCUCAUGAAGGAAGACCACGAUGACAAACUGCAGAAAAGGGCAACGGAGCACAGCUUGGAAAUGGAAAUAAAGCGAGCCAAAAAAGAACUCGUACUUCUGAAGCUCGAGCAGCUCAAGCAAGCUGAAAAAUAAAGAGGGUGCUCAAAUUUAACCUGGAA